AGCCAGAGAAACAGAUAGACAGACGGACAGGAACCCAGGAUUAGGAUCAGACCUGGAUAGAAGAUAAAGAAGAAUUGUGAGAACCUGGGAUCAAUCAUCGUCACCAUGCCGUACUACAGUAGAAAGCCCGCGCCGAUCUCGUUAGAGACGGCACUGGAGGAGGAACGGCGGGAGCUGCUGCGGGAAUCGGGUGAAGACCGCAACACUAAUUCCUCCUGGUACCCGCGCCGGAGCAUGCUGGACAUCGCCCCCAGUCCAGGCUUCCGCCAUGGUUCCAUCGCCGGCAUUGGAGUUGGUGUGACUUCCCCCUCGGGCCGUCAUUAUCACCAUCACUACUCUAACAAUUCUAAUUCCACUUCCGUCAAUACUACAUCCGCUCCCCGUCGCUCUUCAACCCCCACCACUUCCACCGCUCCGUCUCCCACUACCACCACCACUUCUUUUAAACCACCACCACCACCACCACCACAACAACAACCACAACCUCCUCUUUCUUCGCCCACCUCACCAUCGACUUCACCAACGACUUCACCAACGACUUCACCAACGACUUCACCAACGACUUCACCAACGACUUCACCAACGACUGCGAACCCCACUACCACCAGUGUUGCCACUACCACCACAAGUUCCGCUCCACCGCCCAGGACCACUUCUUUGGUGGCUCCUCCUUUACCACCCGCCCCGAGAAAAUCAUCCGUUCAAUCUGACGGCGGCGAUAAGCCCGGAACCACCUCGAGCACGACCACAACACCGCACAAAUCAGGACCUAGCAUUCGCUGGGAUUCCUCUCUCGAUAUGCCUCCCAGCGCCCGUCGUGCUAGUCAAUCUCAUGCUCAGGAGAAGCCGCCCACCGCCUCCUCGAAUCGCCUGCCAAGCAUGGCUGCCGUGAUGCAAGGUCUCGACAUCAAAGUCGGCUUUCCCAGUUUUGUCAGAGGCCGGGACUCCGGUCGUAGUUCCUCAUCGCGAGGCAACUCUCUCGACUCGCGCGUUCCGUCCCUCCGCUCGACCCGCUCCAGUUCACCCAAGCGUCGCUGGCUGAAUCCUGGCUCACGCAAUCCGCCGGUGGAUGCGGCAAAACCCAUACUCGAAAGCCCGAAGGAGACCCCAGUUGAGAAUCCGAUGGACAAACCCAAAGGGAGCAAGGAAUCAGUCAGAGAGAAACAGCCAGAGAGGCCUGCCGUCGAAAGCACUAAACAGUCGCUUCAAGAGAACCCGAAGGAGAGCUUGCCAAUUGAAAAUGUCUCCCAGGUCUCUCCUCCUCCGACCCCUCAGUCAACAUCGCAACCAACAGCCCCGCCAACGCCACCAGAGGCAGAUGCUCAAUUAUCGGCUCCUGGCGAGCAGCGACUUGAGAAAGAUCGCUUCGACAGCGAAAACAAUCCGAUUGAAACCAGUGAUGAAGAUGGCGAUGAAUUGUCUUCCAGUGAUGAGGAGAGUCCGGACCGCGAGUCGGAUGAGGCCAAGAGAGGGCGAAAAGAGACGGUCGACCAUGAACCCCCCCGAGUUGCGCCGCGCACGACAACAAAAACAGCUCCGGCGUUCCAGUCUAGCAAUGAUCUUACAGGGAAGCAUGAUUUGAUUCAUUCAGCCAAGACAGGUCCCGUCUCAAAGCCUGAUGUUCAUCCCUGGACGAGCUUCGACUCGGCUUCAGCAACCAACACCCCGUUCGGCUCCGAGGACGAGGCUGAAUUGUGCGACAUCAAACGCGCCCAGAAACUCAGCAUUCAGAUGUCCACAAUUGACAAUUCAGUGCACAACCGGUCCAUCCGGACGAUCAUCCGUGGGGACUAUCCCAGCAUACGCGAAGAGGAAGGUGCUCGUCGCCGCCAACGCAGGUACCUGGUAACGACUGAUCUCAGCGAGGAGUCAGUGUAUGCUUUGGAGUGGACCAUCGGCACCAUUCUGCGGGAUGGCGAUACGAUGUUUGCGGUCUGUGCCAUGCAUGACGAGACCGCCACUCCGGCAGCAGUCCAGAUUGGUGACGGAGCCAGAGUCAUGCAGGACGCUGCCGCCGUCGUCGGGUCUCAGACGGCCGAGACGGCAGAGAAAUCCCAGAAUGAUUCCAGCUCACAUCUGCCUAGAACCUUCUUCAACCGCUUGGGGAGCGGCACGGACAGCAAACCGGGCUCUGUUGAUGCAAGAGGUAUGUCCAAGGCGGAGGCUGAGCGCGUACGUGCGGUGGAGGUUAUCUCGCAGACUUGCGUCCGCCUCUUGAGAAAGACAUUACUCCAGGUGCGCGUGGCGGUCGAGGUGAUCCAUUGCAAAAGCCCGAAGCAUAUGAUUACUGAAGCUAUCGAUGGGCUGAAUCCUACGUUGGUAGUCGUUGGGGCUAGGGGACGAAGUGCACUGAAGGGGGUGGUCCUCGGAUCGUUCUCCAACUAUCUGGUCAUGCACUCGUCCGUGCCGGUGAUGGUGGCCCGAAAGAAGUUGAAGAAACAAACCAAGAACAAAAAGAUGAACGUCCGUCUGUCCAACAACCUGACCACGCCUAAGAAGCUUGCGCUGGCGAAAGUGGACUAGUCGACUUCACACCUCCCUCUGAUUUCUCCGUUGUUUGCUUUGCACACGAUACCAUCACGGUUUGACGGCGGUUUGGCGUAUUUAUCCCACGAUUCUAGCCUGCUUCUUUUGUGGGAAUCUUUUCCAUUCUUCAGCUGUAUCAGUAUGACCUUAAUGACGAACGGAUUUGACGAUUUCAUUUCGCUUGGCGUUCGUUUCCUCCCUUUCUCUAAUCUGAUUGCAAGUCACACCGCGCGCGGAUGGUGAUAACUUCUGGCGGCUGCAGAAUGCUCUAUGGGAUGUACAAGUCACAUUAGUCGGCUAUCUCUCUGCGAGAGAAGAAUUAGUUUCAUUUUAAUUCUCA
Messenger RNA from Aspergillus saccharolyticus JOP 1030-1, 2866 nucleotides. Its product is annotated as universal stress protein family domain protein. The record is from RefSeq and is a predicted model, not a curated record. Bases 106 to 2523 code for a protein of 805 amino acids. Lineage: Eukaryota; Fungi; Ascomycota; Eurotiomycetes; Eurotiales; Aspergillaceae. The transcript has 4 exons.